Molecule: messenger RNA, 2010 nt
Organism: Rhineura floridana
Lineage: Eukaryota; Metazoa; Chordata; Lepidosauria; Squamata; Rhineuridae
Product: WD repeat-containing protein on Y chromosome-like
Exons: 12
Coding region: 239-1939 (566 amino acids)
Molecular function (GO): protein binding
Source: RefSeq, a predicted model, not a curated record
UUCUCCGUGGCUAACACCCAUCAGCUCCAGCCUGCUUUCAUGCUGAUUUGUUCGUAGGACAUAGGGACCUAGAUGGGACCCUGCUCCCCAAAAAAUUGGCUGCGUCUUGUACCUGAACCAUAAGAUUUUUGUGGCAGGGUGGAGCAAGAGAGUGACGUGGUAUCUAGACACUAAAGAACAGCAGAAAGUGAUUGAGUGCAAGCAUUGGAAGUCCUACCACUCUGCUGACAUUUUGUGCAUGGACAAUCACAACAGUAAGCUCUUGGUGACAGCGUCUUGCAACGGAGACAUCGUCCUUUGGAAUGUCAACUCUGGGCAGGCGUUCUGCCGGUUCAAUGCAUCUGAGAGCCCCCUGGGGCUUGCUCCUAAAAGGGAGUUCUCUGUGGGUGAGGGUCCCAUCCUGCACAGUGGUCCAAAGAAGACAGGCUGCUCCCAUCGUCAGACUUUAAAGAAGUGCUGGGCAUGCUCAAGAACAGCUGCCCCCUUAAGGCCUGCCCUCCCUUCCCGACCCAGCAGUGCAAACAACCCUCCAGCCAUGUUUUCUGUGCACCACAGGCGUCCAGCAUCUGCUGUUUCCGGAAGCCGCAUCAUGUGGCCCCAGGCAGCCUGGAGCCCUGAAGAAAGUAACAAGAGCGGUAACAUUCUCCUCUCCCACCACAGUGCUGCUGAGAUUAGGAAAGAUGUCCCAACCUGGCAAGAGGAAGUCAGCGCCUCCCAGGUUGCCAUAGAGAAGGUCCUCUUUCUGAAUGCUCGUGAGAGAGAGCCUAACACAGCCAUUUUGCUGACCAGCUGUUCGGAUGGGUAUAUCUAUGCUUGGGCAGUCGGCACCAAUGGUGGGAUGAUGGGCAAAUUUCAAGGAGCCCAUGGGAAUGCCCGGGACACAGUGGUUAGUGCCAUGUCCACAGAUGACAAGAACCUGGUCCUCUUUACCGGAGAUUCCUUGGGCUACAUUAAGAUCUGGGACAUCAUGCAUUACUGCACACCAGCAGAGGAAGAAGAUCCCGAACCAGAAAUGAGUGACGAGUUGCCUCCUGAGCCGAAUGCUUUUCGGGGCUUAAUUCCUGACUACUGUAGAUUUCCUUCAAAAGUCCAGAGCUCUGAAGAAACCAAGCAGGAAUAUCACGGCUGGGUGACCUCUUUGAUUCCUCCCGACUGCCUGAACUCUUGGAAGGGGCACCUGAGGAAUGUGGUCAGCAUCAAAUACAUAGAAAGAUUCAGAGCAAUUCUCACUUCCAGCCAUGAUGGUGCAAUCAAGCUCUGGUUGCUGUCGGGCAGGCACAUUGGGACAUUUGGGCAGUCAGUGUGGAAGCUGGGAAUACAGCACCUGACAGCAGCGGAGGUGCCAGAGGACAUCCGCCGUGUGGGCUCCCUGCAUACCCUGAGGGUCCUGAAUGAAGGCCGGAGACCCCACUGGGAGAGCACCCGUAACAUCGUCGAGACGCUGAGCCAGCAGAAGAGGCAGCAGUGCUUGCUGAUGGAUUUCCUGCACGUGAAGUCAUCCCUCGCAGGCGGUGCUGCCAGCAAGAUGCACGAGAUGAUCCAGAAAGAAACGCGGAUCGCCCAAUACACGGAUGACCAAAUUGAGGCCUCUUUUCAGAAGUGGGAAGAAUCGGGAAAGCAGAAGAGCGACAUCCUGGGCCAUGCCUACAAGCAGAAGGGACAGCGCUCCAUGUUGAAGCUGCUCCCGGAAGUAAAGGCCUGUGUGGCCAACAAGGACCAGCCCCGGAUCUACCAUUGCAUCCAGUACACAGAUCUCCACCCGAUGAUCCACCCUCAUGUCCCCGACAUCCUGGCAGAGUCCCAGCAGAUGCAGGCAGUGGCAGAGCAGCGGACGGCCAAGAAGAAGUUCCGGCGGUGGUCGGCCCUCACGGGCUUUGUCGUGAAGCCCACCCUGAGGAGCUACAUGUUGCGCAAGCAGGGUCUGUAUGCCAAGGACUGAGCUGGCAGGGAGAGCAAGUCCUUCAGGCAAGAGGCAGAGGUUAUCUAAUCAAAAGGGGCCUGCUGCGGGAG